AUGUCUCACCGGAGCAAUAUGACGCUGCAUAUUCCCCCACGGAUGUCGAGUGUCUCGCAGUACCAGCAUCACCAUCAGAGAGACCGGCAGGAGACUGCGUUUGGGGCCAUCGACCGCGCCUUUGACCCGUACGCGGCGCCGAACCUGGAGCUCAACCUGGAUCUGAACCUGGACCUGGACUGGAGGGAGCACAAGGGAGGAUUUAAGGAUACAGAAGUGAAACCGGGACCAGGGCGAGCAGAGAGCUGUGCCUCAGAUCUCACCGGUGGCUACAGCAUAAACCGGACAGGGCGGUUGGAUGAAGAGUGCCGGCCAGAGGAGCACAAAGUACGCCCGCGUCUCUCGUCUCCCUUCCUGAGACAGUCCUCCAGGAAGACGAAGACGGCGACAAAGACGGCUACGGCUACGGCCAGGUCAAAGUCGAAACAGGAACCUCUGCGGCCAUCCGAGUCGCCAUCCACUUCGUCCUUCAACCGGUCUCAGAACUCGUCCACCAGCCGGUCGUACUACACAAACGGGACCUCGUCUCAGGACCUGGCUUUGAGGGACUACCCGGCCAGCAGCCAGUCUAAUACCGACCUGUCGACGGACCAUGAGCCCGGCCUGACCGCACGGAAAGCAAAGAAACAGAAACACAGACCGCCAAUGAUUGAUCUAUCUAAACUCUUCCCCAGACCUCGCAAGGCAUCUGGUCCCUGCCCGCCGUCUCCAGACCGGAUGGCCUCUCCUCCCUCCGUGGCCUCCAACGGAUCUGACGCCUCCAUGUAUAAGACACACAAGUUUGACCGCGCCCAGCGUGCUCUCAACCGGCUGACCAGGUCGCCAAACCCGAGGAAGCCAGAGAAGAUGCAAUCGAAUUACCAGCAGAAUGACGAGCUGAUGCCUGUCCAGGAGCCUCUGCGCCAGUACAGAGUCGAUUCCCCGCUCCAGGAAGCCUUCAGUCCGCAGAAGGAUCAGAGCCACCAGCAGCAGCAACGGCGGGAGAAGCAGAAGCUGGCACAGCCCUCGCUGGAGCGUCCCGCAAAUCACAAGUACGAGGGCUGGCGUGACCCCAAUUUCAAGCGAAAGAAAGUGAGCUCGGCAUGGUAUGAUGGACCCGAUGGCCAGGACGACAUCGAGGAGAUCCGGCCGGGGGAUCAGAUCGAGGUCAUGUAUGGACAGUUGAUGUCGCGAGACCAUCCUCCACUCACGAGGGACCGGCGUUCACUGAGCCUGCCGUCUCGUCAACCCAGCGUCCAGUCUGCGAAACCCAGCCAAACCAACCUUGCCGUCCCCAAUGACAGCACUCACAGAACACCACAGAAGCCCAAGACCUCGGCAGGUCCUGUAAAACAAAGCUCGAUGGCCCAUCCGAGCUCAGACUACUCCCAGGUGACCAAGAAGGAUAAGCCUGCGGGUGACCAGCCCAAGGACAGACCCAGGAUACGGAAAAAGAGCAGCAGAGCAAUUUUGAAUUCCUCGAAUCUGAACGAGUCGAGUGUGCUCUGUCUCUCGUCUUCCGAGGACGAGAGCGAAGACGAGCCGGCCGGCCAUACCACAAAACUAAGGGAUAGCAUCGCCACGAUUGACGAGGGCUUCCAGAUAUGCACGGCCCAGACGGUCACGGCUGCCAGACGACCGUCUAUCAAGAGAGUCCGAUCCAGUUCCAAGAAGAGAGCAGUCAAAAAUGGAUCUACAACCAAGUCGCAAAACGGUGACCAAUCGAGACCCUCCAGUCUUCACCCUUCAACCAUGAGCGCGACAGAGUCGAAUUACUCUAGCGUCCCUACCAUACCUGAGCCGCUGCUACCUACCUCCCCGCCUACACUCCCCCGUAUACAGACUCAAUUUUCGCCGGCCGAAAGUCAAGGGUCUCAGGCAGGCAGCAGACGGAGUCGGGUCAUGGCCGUGACUCGGCAGGAGGAAUACCUCCUGGAAAUGAUCAGACGGAACAAGGGGGCCAUGCCACAGACCCUUUCCCCGGCUGGAAGCGCGACAGACACUAAAGAAUGGGCAAAGGCCCUCGCAGUCCAGAUAAAUCGAAGAAGUAUCUCCAGCUACAGCUCGGAUACUUCUUUCUUACGCCUUAGUCCGGCUCUUCCCCCGACUCCUCACCAGAAAAGGGCACCUCGAUCUAUACCGAACCUUACCCCUUCCAUCGCUGGUGAUGCAACCAGCUCACCCUCAGUGCCACAGAGCGCAGCUUCAGAUAUAAGCUGCCAGAGUCCACGACUCCCCAUCAUCAGCCUGACAAAUUCUGGCAUGUACUUCCCCUCGCCACCCUCCGGCCAGGCGUCGCCCUUCACGCCCACCAGGCCGUUCAAGCACCGUCGACAUUCCUCGCGCCUGUCACAGGCCCCAUCGAUGCCAUCGGUGAGAGAAGGCCUGCGAAACAGAGCCAAUACGAGUGUUCUAUACGACGACAACGACGAUGGUGAAAAGGACAUUGAGACGAACCCAGACAUACCCAUCUGGGCGUUGGGCUGGAACAGCGAGGCCACAGGCAUUGCCAUCGUUCAUUAA
This is a messenger RNA of Arthroderma uncinatum, 2502 nucleotides long. RefSeq lists its product as uncharacterized. The transcript has a single exon. Lineage: Eukaryota; Fungi; Ascomycota; Eurotiomycetes; Onygenales; Arthrodermataceae. The record is from RefSeq and is a predicted model, not a curated record. Bases 1 to 2502 code for a protein of 833 amino acids.